AUGCGGAACUUGCGCAACAUCCGGUUCAGCGCCUGGGAGCAGCAACAGGACGUCACAGUCACGGCGUGCUGCUGGGACCCCGCCAAAGACGAGCUUCUCUGCACGACUGGACCGACAGAGGCAAAAGCCACCGUUGAGCUGGUGAGGCUGUCGGACCACCACCAAGAGCAGCAAAUUAAAUCACACACCGUCACGAGCUGGGAUGCGCCGAGCCCGAGCCCGGACCUGCCCGCGGACAAGGUAGUCAGCCUACACCACUUCGCCGACACCCUCACCACCUGCGUCAUCCUCGAGGGCGGCGACAUCGUUACCGUGCAAGAGGACGAUGCCGGCCGCGAUGGCGACGUCCAGAUCGAGAUCGUCGGCUCCAUUGAUGCUGGCAUCUCCUCCGCCCGCUGGUCCCCGGACGAGGAGCUGCUCGUCGUCGUCACCAAGGAGGGCAACGCCGUUUUCAUGGGCCGCACCUUCGACCCCAUCGCCGACGUUGCCAUGACGCCCGACGACCUGAGGCUGUCGAAGCACGUCUCCGUCGGCUGGGGCAAGAAGGAGACUCAGUUCCAGGGCAAGGGCGCCAAGGCCCUGCGCGACCCGACGAUUCCUGAAAAGGUGGACGAGGGCCUGCCGAGCGUCAACGAGGACGGCGCCGCGACCGUCAGCUGGAGGGGUGACGGCGCGUAUGUUGCCGUCAACUCUGUCGCCGGUGGCGCAAGGAGGGUUGUGAGGGUGUACUCGCGCGAGGGCGUUCUCGACAGCGUCAGCGAGCCCGUAGAUCAUCUUGAGGCGGGUCUGAGCUGGAGACCAUCCGGAAACCUCAUUGCGGGCAUCCAGCGGCUCGAGGACCGGACGGAUGUCGUCUUCUUUGAGAGGAACGGUUUGAGACAUGGCCAGUUCACGCUGCGCAGCGCCGAUGGGCCCCUGAGUGUCCACAAGAAGAUUGGUUUGGAGUGGAAUUCCGACUCGACCGUUCUGGCCGUGGUUCUGAGUGACAGGAUACAGCUGUGGACGACGGGCAACUAUCACUGGUAUCUGAAGCAGGAGGUGCCGCUGACGUCUGCGUUUUCUGGGUUGGCGUGGCACCCCGAGAAGCCGCUGCGUUUCGUCGCCGCUACGUCGUGUCGGUUUUCCCCUUUUUCCAUGGCUAGUGAUAUACUAACGAAGUGUGCAGCUGUCGUCAACGUCGCCGAGUACAUCUUCGCCGUGUCCCGUGGCUCCAUGAGCCCACCCAAUGACCACGGAGCCGUUGCGGUCGUCGACGGCCAGACGGUGAAGUUGACCCCCUUAAGGACCGCCAACGUUCCGCCACCCAUGGCCUUAUUUGAGCUCGACUUUGCGGCUAGCAUCGUCGACGUCGUGUUUGAUCCCAGCAACUCGCUCAUGGCGGUCUUGCAUCGAAAGGGUCUGGAUGUGUACGAGUGGCAGACCAAGGGCGAUCGGUCGACGAAACCGAAGGAGUUGGUCAAGAUCGCGUUCGAUCCAGGUGCCAAGACCAGGGUUCCCCUGCAGGCUGCAUUCUCUGGCCCGGCCGAGUGCCAGGUCCUUGUCUCCGAGGAGGGACUAAAGCUCGAGACUUACACCGUUGAGGCUUCCUCGCUUAUCGCGUCAGGGGUCACUCAGCUCAGGACCAACGAGACGUUCUCGUCGAUUUUCAGCCACGAGGUCGACUCAGGGGUUGAGUCCUGCGCACAAGACCGCUCGGGGAAGCUUUACAGACUGGUUGGCAAGCAAGUCCCUGAGCUUUUUGGAACGCAGCUGUCAACCCAGCUUCCGUGGUGUGAGGUGCGGAGCAUCAAUGGGCGGAGCGUCGGCAUUGGCAUGACCAGAAACGGUCACCUCUAUGCCAACUCGAGGCAGUUGGCGAAGAACUGCACGUCGUUUGUCCUUACCCCCGCGCACAUCAUCUUCACGACCAACAACCAUUUCCUCAAGUUUGUUCACCUGGUGGACCCUGAGGAGAUGGAGGUCCCCGGAGACGACCCGGAGAUCGACGAGCGAUGCCGCAGCAUCGAACGUGGUGCACGUCUCAUCACCGCCAUGCCGACCAAUAUGAACUUGGUUCUUCAGAUGCCGAGAGGCAACCUUGAAACCAUAUUUCCCCGAGCCAUGGUUGUUGCGGGUAUCAGACAGCUUGUAGAUGAGAAGAACUAUGGCAGGGCGUUUGCCUUCUGCCGCACGCAGAGGGUUGACAUGAAUAUUCUCUACGAUCACCAGCCGAGCCAGUUCCUGUCUAACGUUGGUCUCUUCCUUGACCAACUCAAGGACAUCUCGUACAUAGACCUGUUUUUGUCAUCUCUCAGAGAUGAGGAUGUCACUCAGACCAUGUACAAGGACACAAAACGCAUAACCAGAUCUCUCGAGACAUCGGCAGAAGCCCCAGCCGCAGCACCUGCAGACCUCUCCGCCAAGUCCAAGGUCAACAAGAUCUGUGACGCUAUCCUCAAGAGCCUGCAGAGCAAGAAGAGCACGAACCUGCAGAACAUCAUCACAGCACAUGUCUGCAAGGUCCCGCCAGCCCUCGACGACGGCCUGACCCUCGUCGCAGAGCUGAUGCAGGAAGACGAGAAGGUGGCAGAGAAGGCCGUCGAGCACAUCUGCUUCCUCGUCGACGUCAACCGCCUCUACGACAACGCCCUCGGCCUGUACAACCUCGACCUCGCCUUGCUCGUCGCCCAGCAAUCGCAGCGCGAUCCGAGGGAGUACCUCCCCUUCAUCCAAAAUCUCCACAACCUGCCCGACCUGCGCCGUAAGUUCGAAAUCGACAACCACCUCGACCGCCGAGCCAAGGCUCUCUCGCACCUAAAGGCCCUCGACGCCUUCGAGGAACUUUCAACGUACACCGCCAAGCAUGCGCUAUACCAGGAAGCCCUCGCCCUCUACCGUUACGACCAGGCGCGUCACCAGGCCCUGACCGGUCUGUACGCGGCCUACCUCGAGUCCAAAUCGAAGUACCGCGACGCCGGUCUCGCUUACGAGACCCUUCAGAACUUCAACAAGGCCACUAGCUGCUACCGCCAGGCCGGCGUAACGUGCUGGCGCGAGUGUCUCUUCGCCGCACAGCAGCAAACGCCCCCACCCUCCGAGGAGACCAUAACGGAGCUGGCCUCUUCCCUCGCGGACGCCCUCUGGGAGGGCAAGGAAUACGCCGCCGCAGCCACGAUCCACGUCGACUACCUCGCCUCCCUCGAGACCGCCGUCAAGUGUCUCUGCAAGGGCUACCACUUCGCCGAGGCCCUCCGCCUCAUCGCUCGCGAGCGCCGGGCGGACCUCCUUCCGACAACCUUCGACGGUGGUCUUGUUGAGGCACUGAGCAGCAGCACCGAGUUUCUCGCCGACUGCAAGUCCCAGCUCCUCGCCCAGGUGCCGCGUGUCGCGGAGCUCCGCAGGAAGGCCGCCGAGGACCCGCUCGCCUUCUACGAGGGCGAGCGCCCCGGCGGCGGCGCGGGUGGCGACAUCCCCGACGACGUCUCAGUGGCGGCGUCAUCACGCAUCAGCACCAGCGCCAGUUUGUUCACUCGGUACACGGGCAAAGACGGCAGCGUCGGGACCGUGGGCACGGGCGUGUCGCGCGCGACCUCCAAGAACCGCAAGCGCGAGGAGAAGAAGCGCGCCCGCGGCCGCAAGGGUACCGUCUACGAGGAGGAGUAUCUCGUCAACAGCGUCCGCAGGCUCGUUGAGCGCGUCGAGGGCGGCGCCAAGGACGAGGUCGGACGCCUCGUCUUCGCGCUCGUGAGGCGCGGCAUGACGGAGCGCGCGCGCGCGGUGGAGGCGCUCAUGGCCGAGGUUGUCGAGGGGUGCAAGGCGGCGGUGCGUGAGGUGUUCGCCGGCGGCAAUGAGGAGCACGAGGGCGAGGCCAUGGUCGGGCCCGACGGCGAGACGUACAUGGCUUCCGGCGGCGACGCCGUCUUCCAGGAGCACCUGGAGGCGAGGGCCAAGAAGCUAGAGCCGCCUGCGCUGAGCGCGUUCCAGAAGCUGACGUUGCUGGGGUCAUAG
Molecule: messenger RNA, 3987 nt
Organism: Colletotrichum higginsianum IMI 349063
Lineage: Eukaryota; Fungi; Ascomycota; Sordariomycetes; Glomerellales; Glomerellaceae
Product: Elongator complex protein 1
Exons: 4
Coding region: 1-3987 (1328 amino acids)
Biological process (GO): tRNA wobble base 5-methoxycarbonylmethyl-2-thiouridinylation
Cellular component (GO): elongator holoenzyme complex; cytosol
Molecular function (GO): protein binding; tRNA binding
Source: RefSeq, a predicted model, not a curated record